This is a messenger RNA of Myotis myotis, 1592 nucleotides long. RefSeq names its product arginine vasopressin receptor 2 (gene AVPR2). Gene Ontology annotation, biological process: positive regulation of vasoconstriction; G protein-coupled receptor signaling pathway; regulation of systemic arterial blood pressure by vasopressin. Gene Ontology annotation, molecular function: vasopressin receptor activity; peptide binding. NCBI's taxonomy places the organism in Eukaryota, Metazoa, Chordata, Mammalia, Chiroptera, Vespertilionidae. The coding region runs from base 208 to 1302 and encodes 364 amino acids. The record is from RefSeq and is a predicted model, not a curated record. The transcript has 4 exons. Gene Ontology annotation, cellular component: membrane.
CCUUGAGCUCUCACCCUUUCUUCACACGGACCCGAAGACAGACAGAAGGAGCCUGGCUUGGGAAGGAGGCGUCAAGCUUACCCCAGAAAAGCUGUAUGAUCCUGAGCACUGGUCUCAGUUUCCCCAUGUCUAGGAUGGAGACGCUGAACUAAGUGAUCUCCCAGAGCCCUGCCAGACCCAGCAUUCUAGCACUCAGGACACCCCACCAUGCUCACGGCUCCCACCGUCUCUGCUGUGCCUCAACCCCUCUCUCAGCCUCUCCCACCCGGCAACAGCAGCAAGGAGGACACCCGGAACCAGCUGCUAGCCCAGGCGGAGCUGGCCCUGCUCUCCAUAGUCUUUGUGGCCGUGACCCUGAGCAACAGCCUGGUGCUGGGGGCCCUGGCGCGGCAUGGCCGGCGUGGCCGCUGGGCACCUAUGCACGUCUUCAUCGGCCACUUGUGCCUGGCUGACCUGGUCGUGGCUCUGUUCCAAGUGCUGCCCCAGCUGGCCUGGGAUGCCACCGACCGCUUCCAAGGGCCUGAUGCCCUGUGCCGGGCUGUCAAGUACCUGCAGAUGGUGGGCAUGUAUGCCUCCUCCUACAUGAUCCUGGCCAUGACUUUGGACCGCCACCGUGCCAUUUGCCACCCCAUGGUGGCAUACCGCCAUGGAGGGGGCGCUCACUGGAACCAGCCGGUGCUGCUGGCCUGGGCUUUCUCACUACUUUUCAGCCUGCCCCAGCUCUUCAUCUUUGCCCAGCGCGAAGUGGAAGGCCACAGUGGGGUCUUUGAGUGCUGGGGCCUCUUUAUCGAACCCUGGGGCCUCCGUGCCUAUGUCACCUGGAUUGCCUUAAUGGUGUUUGUGGCACCUGCUCUGGGCAUCGCUGCCUGUCAGGUGCUCAUCUUCCGGGAGAUUCAUGCCAGCCUGGUGCCAGGGCCAGCAGAGAGGGCCAGGGGACGUCGGACAGCCAGUUCCGGCGAGGGAGCCCCUGUGUCAGCAGCCAUGGCCAAGACCGUGAGGAUGACGCUGGUAAUUGUCAUCGUCUACGUGCUGUGCUGGGCGCCCUUCUUCCUUGUGCAACUGUGGGCGGCGUGGGACCCGAAGGCACCGACGGAAGGGCCUCCCUUCGUGCUGCUAAUGCUGCUGGGCAGCCUCAACAGCUGUACCAACCCCUGGAUCUAUGCCUCCUUCAGCAGCAGCGUCUCCUCAGAGCUGCGCAGCCUGCUCUGCUGCGCUCGGAGGCGUGCCCCGCCCAGCCUGGGGCCCCAAGAGGAGUCCUGCACCACUGCCAGCUCCUUCCUGGCCAAGGACACUUCCUCCUGAGAAGCCAGGGGGCGCCUUCCUUCCAGAGGCCCCCCGGGUUCACUGGGAGAGGAGGGCGCGCUGGGAAUUGGCUCCGGAGGGGGAAUUGGCUUGUGAGGGGCCCAGGAGGUCAGCUCCUUGGCGCGGGGUACAGAGAGGGCAACAGCGUGGGAGAUGGGGGUCCAUGGAGCCCAGGAGGAGGGAAAGGGGGUGAGGCCAGGAGACCUUCCUUUCUUCACCUCCCUAGUUCCUCUCUCACUCUCUCCCUAAUAAAAGUGUCAGCUCAUUUCCCACCCAGUGAGUCUCCUUGG